AUGUAUCUAUUUGCAGUUAUUCCUUUUUACUCACAUGCUUGGUCUGUUACUUUGUUCAAUGGAUUGAACUUCUCUGAAUGUCAUGAACAAGUCAAGUUUCACUUAGGUGUGAUGGAUCUUGACUUGGCUUUGCUAAAUGAAAAACCUACUGUUAUUACUGAUAAGAGCAAUAAGGAUGAAAAUCUUUUCAUCAAUCAUGGAAAACACUCUAACAUAUUGAGCCUUAUGUUCAUGCGAAUGAAUGUCGCUAGCAACACUAAGAGUUCUAUUUCACAAACAGAAAGUGUCAGGAAAUAUCUGAUGUUUGUGAAAGAACGUUUUCGUUCUACUGAUAAGUCUCUCGUUGGUAUACUAAUGACUGAACUGAUGACCAUGAAGUUUGAUGGGUCGUGUAGUAUGCAAAAUUAUAUCAUUGACAUGACUUGCAUUUUAGCAAGACUUUGGACCUUGGGGAUGAAAGUGGAUGACACCUUCUUGGUUCAGUUUAUUCUGAACCCAUUGCCUCUUGAGUAUGGACAAUUUUAA
Messenger RNA from Solanum lycopersicum (tomato), 525 nucleotides. RefSeq lists its product as uncharacterized. The record is from RefSeq and is a predicted model, not a curated record. Lineage: Eukaryota; Viridiplantae; Streptophyta; Magnoliopsida; Solanales; Solanaceae.